Balaenoptera acutorostrata (minke whale) is the source of this 1491-nucleotide messenger RNA. RefSeq lists its product as uncharacterized. The transcript is spliced from 6 exons. Gene Ontology annotation, molecular function: protein heterodimerization activity; structural constituent of chromatin; DNA binding. Bases 1 to 987 code for a protein of 328 amino acids. The record is from RefSeq and is a predicted model, not a curated record. Lineage: Eukaryota; Metazoa; Chordata; Mammalia; Artiodactyla; Balaenopteridae. Gene Ontology annotation, biological process: nucleosome assembly. Gene Ontology annotation, cellular component: nucleosome.
AUGUCUGGUCGCGGCAAGGGUGGGAAGGGCCUGGGGAAAGGAGGUGCCAAGCGCCACCGCAAGGUUCUGCGCGAUAACAUCCAGGGGAUUACCAAACCCGCCAUCCGACGCCUAGCUCGGCGUGGCGGGGUGAAGCGCAUCUCCGGCCUUAUCUAUGAGGAGACCCGUGGGGUGCUGAAGGUGUUCCUGGAGAACGUGAUCCGGGACGCCGUUACCUACACUGAGCACGCCAAGCGCAAAACUGUCACCGCUAUGGACGUGGUCUACGCGCUCAAGCGCCAGGGACGCACUCUUCCCAAGGCAGUCCAUAUUUCCUCUGGCUGCCUGUGCAUGGCUCGCACUAAGCAGACCGCUCGCAAGUCCACAGGCGGUAAGGCACCGCGCAAGCAGCUGGCCACCAAGGCGGCCCGCAAGAGCGCGCCGGCCACGGGCGGCGUGAAGAAGCCGCACCGCUACCGGCCCGGCACGGUGGCCCUGCGCGAGAUCCGCCGCUACCAGAAGUCCACGGAGCUGCUGAUCCGCAAGCUGCCGUUCCAGCGGCUGGUGCGCGAGAUCGCGCAGGACUUCAAGACCGACCUGCGCUUCCAGAGUUCGGCCGUGAUGGCGCUGCAGGAGGCGUGCGAGGCCUACCUGGUGGGGCUCUUCGAGGACACCAACCUCCUCGAGGUUUUCGGCAUGUCUGGUCGGGGCAAAGGCGGUAAGGGCCUUGGAAAAGGGGGCGCCAAGCGUCAUCGCAAAGUUCUGCGUGAUAAUAUCCAGGGCAUCACAAAGCCUGCUAUUCGACGCCUGGCUCGGCGUGGCGGUGUGAAGCGCAUUUCUGGUCUCAUCUACGAGGAGACCCGCGGGGUGCUGAAGGUGUUUUUGGAAAACGUAAUCCGGGACGCCGUCACCUACACAGAGCACGCCAAGCGCAAGACUGUUACUGCCAUGGAUGUUGUCUACGCGCUCAAGCGCCAGGGACGUACUCUCUACGGCUUCGGCGGCUGAGUGUUCGCGCUCUUUGUUCAACAAAAGGCCCUUUUCAGGGCCCCCAUCUUUUCAUCUGAGGAGCCGUGAUGCUGAUAGUUGCUGGUUUUCUAUGCAGUUAUCUCUAAAGGCCCCUGCUACAAAACAGAUCUGAAAUUGAGUUUUCCAGAAGAAACAUCAAAAGAACUUUAAUAAAUAACUGUACCUGAUACUGUCAAGCUCUACCACAGGUCUGAUUUAAGAUUUUGCAAGCCAUAUUAGAAGCAGGCUGCUUAACCCAAGAUCAACAAAGCAAUGAUUAAUCACUUUUUUUUUUUUUUUGGCCACGUGGCGUGAGGGGAUUUUAGUUCCCCCCACCCCAGGGAUCGAACCUGUGUCUCCUUCAGUGGAAGCGCGGAACCCUAACCACUGGACCGCCAGGGAAUUCCCAAGAAUUAAUCACUUUGGACUGAAUGAACUGAUUUGAUUGUGGCUAAAGGUCCUUUACUAAAACCUUUUUAUACUUUCAGUUGCUAUAUUUUUCAA